Molecule: messenger RNA, 1476 nt
Organism: Bacidia gigantensis
Lineage: Eukaryota; Fungi; Ascomycota; Lecanoromycetes; Lecanorales; Ramalinaceae
Exons: 2
Coding region: 1-1476 (491 amino acids)
Source: RefSeq, a predicted model, not a curated record
AUGUGGAGCCCCAAUGGGGACGAUAGGGACGCCCUCCUGAUCCAAAUCGGUGAGUGCAAAGGGCGCAUAGCGCACCUAGAGGACACGCUGCGCGACCGAGACGUGGAUCUCGCGGUGGAACGCCACCGUAGAGAAGACGCUCAGCAGCGUCUAAAGGCGCAAGAGCAGCUGGAGAACGAGGUCACUGACCUCAGAAGAAUGCUGGCCAGUGAGCGUGCCGCUCACGCCAAGACGUGUGAGACGGCCUGGGUCCAAUCCCAGAUGAUCCAAGGUAUUUACGGCUUCUCAAACCAUAGCCAGGCGUCUAAUCCGCCUCUUGCAGCCUCGUUUGGCCCCCAAACCGCCUUCCCAAGGGAAACUUACGGCCAAUCAGGCCUGCAGCAGCAGCAGCCUCCUUCUUUGGAGGUAGUUCCAUACGUCAGACCACCCUCCUCCGCCCACACUCCCCCCACUGCCUCUCCUCACUACAACCCUUUUCAUCCGCGCAUCACACCUCCGCCAGGAGCUUUCUCUACAAAUCCCAAUCCAUUCAUAGGCAAUAUACCUGGCUUCCCUCUUCCAACAACCCCUUUCGCCCCUCUACCAUUCACUCAAUAUGGAGCUCCCGCCAUUAAUCGUCCUGAUCCUGCCGCAUCAGUACGUGCGCGAAUGGCUUACACACCACAUCCUUCACAGGAGCAGAGGUUAGGAUUGACAGCCAUCCUGAAACAUUUCUAUGACAGGGUCGAGUCAUUCGCUCAGCGCCGAGUAAACGUACCAGACCAGGAGCGCGAUCAACAGCUCUCAGCAGCUCUACGGAGCGAAAUACGCAGGAUCAACCAGCAAGAGGACGACAGACUCGCCAGAUCACUGCUAUGUACCUCAAAAUCUCGUUACAUCUUAAUCGCAAAGCUAAUGCUAUACCGUCUUGUGAACUUCGCUUGGCGCCCAGUCUUACUGAAAGGUUUCGCAGGGGACGACGACUACGGAAACAAGCUCAACGUAGAGUUGGGAAAGCUUCAUCACGCAAUGCCGAUGGAUGACAAGAGAGAGGGCAUGAAGCAGGUCAGCGAAUUGAUCAUCAAGAUGACGCGUGAACCCGGCUGGGAGCAGUACAUUGGCGAGACAAUCGGACGCAAAGCAGACGAGCUCUGGCGCGAAGUCCAGCCAUUGAUGCCUCCCGCCCCGCAAGCUGGAGCCUACGAAGAGCUCCUACAAUUAUGGAAGGAUGCCGCGCAGAUUGGCUUGGUGAUACACAAGAAAGUCAGCUGGUUCAAUGUUGAUUUUCCGCCUGCGGGCUUCAAUACGGCGUUCAAUCCAGGCAGCAUGAUCUCACGAGAUCCGAAUUACAAGGGGAAGUCGCCGAUGGAGCUUGCGGCUUUGGGGCUGAAAGUGAGAAUUGCGUGGACGCCGGUCAUUUGGGAACUUCCGCUUGAUGAUACUAAGAUUACGCAGCAGCAGAUUGUUUCGUUUUCGAGGGUUUUGCUUAUGCAGUGA